GAUAAUGAGAAUAGAACAGUCAAUUUGAUUAGGCGGGCAAGCAAAGAUGCAAGUGCUACGGUGGAUCUUCAUGCUCGUAACAUUGUGCGGUUGCCGGCGACCAGCUUCAUGGAACUCGACACCUUGGAGGUUCCUCUACAAUGUGUACACGGUGGUGUGCUUCGUGAACAUACAUCUCGCCCUUUUCGGUGGAAUCCUGGACCUCGCUCUCACGGUUGACAACCAGGACGAUCUCAGCGAGAAUUUGUACAAAACUACUGCAUUGGCUGUCGAUUGUUAUAAAUUGGCCAGCAUGAUGGCUAUGAGGAAGAACAUCGGCAUUAUGGUGGAGACCCUUGAAUCGGAGCCGUUCGCACCUGUGGGCGACGAGGAGCUGGAAAUUCGGACGCAGUUUGACAAAUCGGCCGAACGGACAGCGAAAGCCUACACAGCUGGAUUGGAGGUUUGGGGGAUUUGGGCGGUGGUGGUGUCGCUGUUCGUGAAUUUCGCGAGCAGGAAGUUGCUAUAUCGAACCUGGUUGCCCUUCGACCAUACGCCGGCAAUGAUGUACUGUUUGGUCUACCUGCACCACACGAUAGUGAACAUCGUCUGCCUUACGUCGACGGCCGCUUACGAUAGUCUAUACGCCGGGCUGCUCGUUCACAUAUACUCUCAAUUCGAGAUACUCCGGCACCGUUUGCAUAACAUUCACAGGAACGAGAACGAUCUGGUGAAACAUUGUGCCCAUCAUCAUGACCAGAUCUACAAGUUCGCCAGCAUGGUGAACGACGAGUUCAAAUCUGUGACGUUCGUGCAGUUUCUCGUGAGCACCGCCAUCCUGUGCUUCGACCUCUAUCAGCUGACGCAGACGGAACUUGACACUGACCUUGCAGACACUGUCCUGUACGCUUCGUGCACACUUAUGCAGAUUUUCUACUUCUGUUGGUUCGGGAACGAGGUCAAGCUGAAGAGCCUCGAGGUGCCCGACAUGAUUUUCGAAAGCGAAUGGACGUCGCUGAGCGACAAGACGAAGAAGAUCCUGCUGCUGAUGAUGAGACGCGGUAUGGUGCCCAUAGAAUUUACCAGCCUCCACAUCGUCUCUGUCAAUCUCGAGACAUUCAAGGUGAUGGUCAAGACGUCAUACUCGUCGAGCAGUACGUUGAUGUACUACGAGAAGUAUACGCAGUAA
Molecule: messenger RNA, 1168 nt
Organism: Megalopta genalis
Lineage: Eukaryota; Metazoa; Arthropoda; Insecta; Hymenoptera; Halictidae
Source: RefSeq, a predicted model, not a curated record